Molecule: messenger RNA, 3469 nt
Organism: Anguilla anguilla (European eel)
Lineage: Eukaryota; Metazoa; Chordata; Actinopteri; Anguilliformes; Anguillidae
Gene: fastkd4
Product: transforming growth factor beta regulator 4
Exons: 11
Coding region: 185-2089 (634 amino acids)
Biological process (GO): mitochondrial RNA processing; regulation of mitochondrial mRNA stability
Cellular component (GO): ribonucleoprotein granule; mitochondrial matrix
Molecular function (GO): RNA binding
Source: RefSeq, a predicted model, not a curated record
ACUUGCGUGCAAUAAUGACGUAGAUUUGAAGCGACUCCUGCUACCAGAACCUCCGUGUACCUCGCAUGUGAAUGUCGGCUGCAUGUACUGCUGGAAUAGCCUGAUAGGUGUCCAGGUCCUGUGAGAUGUUGGCGUUGGCUUUCAGCUUGUGAGAUCAGUGCUACCUGCAGCCGCAACGUUCCAGAUGACCACCAGACUCCUGGGCCGUUGGGCCCGCCUCCUGGCGACACGGUGCCCUAUCGGUGCCUCUUCAGCAGCUGCCCACCUUUCUCCUCGGCUCGCCCCGGAGGAGUCAGCGCGUGUUCAGUCCUUGGGGCUGCAGCUGCAUUCCCAGUGGCGGGCGAUGUGUGAGGGCCACAGCCUGAUCAAGGAGGACGACAAGGACCUGUCGGUGAAGCAAACGGAGUUAGAACAACUUGUUGGAAAGGCCGGCAGCCCUGAGGACGUCUUGCAGUUGUGGGCAGACAGGGGCGGCGGUGCCAACCAGGCUGCCAUCGGCAUCAUCAGACUGACAAAGCUCUCAGUGGAAAAGGGUGGCUUGGACUGCAAAGAUCUUCUACAUGAUCACAGGCUGCUGGACAUGCUGAGCAAGGUUUCCUCUGAGGUCGCAACGGUGUGGAACGGCAAUCUGGUGUCCCUCCUGCGAUCGCUGUCCCAGCUGGGCGUGGCCCCGGGGGCGGUGGUGAUGCACACGCUGCAGACGGAGGCCCUCUGGCGGGUGCGGCGCUUCACCUACAGGCAGCUGGCCUUCCUGGCAGACUGGGCCAGCUCCAGGCCUGGCUCGCAGGAGCAGGAGCUCCAGAACAACGUGCUGAAACAGCUGGAGCUGCGCUGGACGGAGCUGGCCGACGCCCGCACGGCCAGCGUGCUGAUGGCCCGGGCAGGGCACCUCUCUCCCUCGCUGAUGGACAAGCUGGAGGACAAGGCUCUGGAGCUUGCAGAGAAGUUUAACGCGGAGGACAUCCGAAGGGUGGCGCUGUCGUUGGCGUCCCAGGGCCGACGCUCGGUGCCCCUGCUGCGCGCGCUGUCCUACCACCUCCAGCAGAAGCCGUCCACGGAGCUGAACACGCCCCUGCUUUUGGACGUUGCUUUUGCCUGUGGAAAGCUAAACUUCAAGCAGACCCAGGUGUUUCAACGAAUCGCAGCAGAGCUCCUGCCCAGAAAGGCGGAGCUUAGCUCAAGUGAUGUCAUGCGCUGCGCGAAGUCCUUCGCUUAUCUCAAGUGGCUACACCUUCCCCUGUUCGAGUGCUUCACCGAGCACUAUUUGGAGAAUAGCCAGAAAUACAGCACCAUGCAGGUCUGCAGCCUGCUUCUGUCUCUCGCGCGACUCAACUUCCAGCCCAGCAAAGCCGAGGAGUUCUACGGCAAGGUGCAUGAGGCCCUGGAGGGAACUGUGAAGGACCUGGAGCCAUACCUGCAGACGGACUUGGUCUGGUCUCUGUGCAUUUUGCAGCAAGCAAAGCCCCAGUAUCUGCAGUCUGUGCUGGACCCCAUCUUCCACAGAAAACUGACAGGUGGAAACCCCUCUCGUACAGAGAACUACCGGCUCAAACUGCUCCACAUCGCUGCCACAGCGCAGCUAGAGAACCUGUGUCCCUCCGAGGCCUCGGCUGUCCUUAGCCAGCCUGUUUCAGCCUUAACCCAGGAGAGCAGAUCCACACCGCUCCAGACCAGCCUGAAGGAGGCGCUGCAGAGUCUGACGGAGAGCAGCGGAGGGACCUGCCGCGCUGGAGUCAACACAAUAUACGGGUGGACAUUAGAUGGGGAGCUGGUUGUGGACUCAGACAACAAGCCGAUGGACCUGCUGGCCAUAGAAGCUCCUCACCUCUGUGUGGGUGGAGGGGGCUCCCCGAUGCCCCAGGGGGCCCGAAGGGUUGCGUUCCUGGCUGGAGAAUUCCCAAACUACAAUUCCAGAAGUAAGGACCUGCUGGGGCGCUUCGCAAUGCAGAGACGCCACCUGCAGCUGGCCGGCUUCCUUACUGUGGAGGUGCCCUACUUCGAGUGGCAAGAGCUGAAAAGCGACUGGCAGCGGGUGGCGUACCUGAAGGAUAAAUUGGGGAAGGCCGUGGCUGAGGAAAUGGCUAAAUAACCCACAAGCCGCAGCUUGUUCACCUCCAUAGGGGAAAACAACGAAACCAUACUACACAUUAACAGAAUGCUGCCCCAUCAGUUUUUUUUUUAAAUACACAAGCAAGCCAGGACUUUCCCUUCCAACACUUUUUCUGAGAGAGCACCCGGGUCACUGGUUGCCCAGGCAACGCUUGGGGGUCUUCCCUGUUACCAUGGAGAUAGCUGUAAAAGCAUUCCUGCUUCUGCAGACUGGAGGGCGGGGAGAAUAGAACAAGCCCAAAUGGUGGGAGAGAUGAUAUGCUUUCUGAACCCUCUAAAACAUUUGUUUGGUGCGCUGAGCGAGAGGCGGGGGUCCAAUUUGCAGCUACACCCAAUAACCACUUUUCAAUCUCAUCCUUGGCUCCUGAUUUCAACUACACAUGAGAAAUAUAGAGAUUUUAACAUGAAUCGGCGCAAUACACAAUUUAUUGCACUAUAUAUUCUGAGUGAAUUGGUAUGCCCAGAAACAUAUGAUUUCUCUGUCUGUUUUUAGAUCAAUAUGUAAUUCUACACCCUAUCUUCCCAACUAGGAGAUGGUAGAGUCUGUUAUCUUGGCUGUUGCUCAUGUGCAGUUUUUUCGAGACUGCAAUGAGGGCCUCUGUAGACCUGGUAGUAUCACUUCUAUUAAAGUCCACAUUAGCAAACACCUAUUGGGCAAAUUGUUACAAAAACGUUCUGUAAUGAUUUAUAUGACCUUAUCCUCAGCCAAAAUAUAAUUUUGUCAGCCGUUCUCAUGUUAUGUAAUAUUGUACUCUGGAAAGACUUGGGUGGACUACAGUGAGGACAUAUUAUUGCAGAAUAAGAUGGAUCUUGCUGUACAGGCAAGAUAUUCAUGCUAAUACAAUAAAUUUCAAAUAAUUAACAAACAGUUUUGAAACAGGAAACCAUACGUGUCCUGUGCUGUUGCUGGGCUUGUGUACAGACCAGCUUAAAUCCUUGCUGUUGGACGGCAUUCGGAGCAGCCUGGCUUUAAGCUAAAUUUCAAAGAUGAGCUCCGUGCAAGCCUCCUGUCUGGUUCCUUGGUCCGUACGUCUCUUCCCAAAGCCGCACGUCUGGGCCAGUCUCGGCAAGUCCUCCCGAAGGUGCAAGAGUGCGAAAAUCGUCAUGGUGGCGCUUCAUCAAAGGGAUCCCAUAACUGUAAACAGAAUAUUAAUUUAUUUUUUGGCACUGCCAUCUCUAUGGCUCCCUGACAGGCUCUUGCUGGCCCGGGGCUCUCCAGCAUGUUUGUGUACCAGAGGGCAGCAGAAAGAAAUGGAGUGAUGAGUGUUGCACUGCGUGAUUGUGUGUUCGGUGAUGCUGGAAUCAAUGAUUGGCUUAUAACUGUGGAAUAUGGUCGGUAAUAAAUAAUGCUUGUUUUUGA